Molecule: messenger RNA, 7858 nt
Organism: Sinocyclocheilus grahami
Lineage: Eukaryota; Metazoa; Chordata; Actinopteri; Cypriniformes; Cyprinidae
Product: zinc finger protein 462-like
Exons: 14
Coding region: 1398-7721 (2107 amino acids)
Biological process (GO): positive regulation of transcription by RNA polymerase II
Cellular component (GO): nucleus
Source: RefSeq, a predicted model, not a curated record
CGAAUAUCAGUGGAUUUAGAUUUUGAAUCCUAUUUAAGGCACGUGUUCUAUGAUAACUAUUGUUCAUACGUUUGUCUCUCUUAUUUUAAUAACAAUUGCAGGUUCUUGAUUGUAUUUUGGUCCCUUUUCUUUGUGAAUUAAGAGUCUAAUCACUGAUUUGAUAUCAAUUCAUCCUCACAACCGGGAAAAAUUGUCUAUUUUGCCUUUAGAAUGACUGAUUAAGAUCCAAGUAGAAUCUAUUUUGUUUGGUUUUACAGCAUUCAAGGUCUUCUCUAAUGUGUAGCAUUGCACUAAACCCAUAUAACACUGGCCUUGACAUUGAGGCCUUUUCUUGCAGAAAUCAUCUGCAGAAUGUGUCCUAGCCAGCCAAGGCUGAAGAUUUACUCUGGUUUGUGUUGAUGGCUUUCAGAUCUGCAGUGCUGGUACCGUGCUGUACGACUGCUAAAUGCAUUCCUGUUGUUGAGUUCAUGCUAAUAUUCAUGUCCUUGCCACACAGAUCAGAUAGAGAAUGACCCAUGAUGAAAGAAAAACAUGUUCGUUGUUUCUGUACAACUUUUACCGUUGCUUGGUAUUGUAGAGAAAAGCGGCAGUUGUGGUUUUAUAUGUAUUUCUGGAUAUAAGGUUUACAUGAGGUUAGUGCUGAAUUAGUUUUAUUCAAAUCAUAUGUUCCUGACAUACUCUCUGUAAUUUCUGGCUCAGUUUGUAGAUUUUCAUGGAAAAGUUUUAUUGGUUUAUGAAAAUGUUCAGUGCAGUCUAAUGAAAUAUUGCAGUAUUCCCAAAUACAGCAGGGAUUUGAGCACGGACAGCAUGCGUAUGUGCUGAAUUUGGCAGCUGUGCAAGUAUUAAUGAAAAAGUAUUGAUCAGGGACGGAAUUAUACUUUGUUUCAGCUCAUUGAUUGGCGUGGUUGCUGGGUGCUCUUAGGUCACGGGACAUAAUAAUGCCACCUCCAAGUGACAGCCCGCCCCAUAAUCCUUUGUGUUUGCACUGCAUCUCUGAAGCCCUGAGCGUUCCUCAUCCCUCAGCGGAUUCACUCAAUCUUAUUUCAGAAGGGCUUGAUACAAUCUGAUGGAACAUGCUGAUGUAAAUACCAAGGCUCACUGGUGUGCUCCAGCUGAGGCUUAUCCCUGGGUAAUAAAAAAAUGGAACAAAUCAGCCCAUAAUCCCUCCUCAGCUAUUGUUCUUGGAGCAGACUGACCACUCGCCAAAAAAAGAAACAUUCUUCUGUUGAAUUCUGCCUUGUCAGAAUUUCAGAUUGCUUUUGACUUGCUGUGAAAUACAAUGCUGCAAAAUUUCCUUUCCAAGUGUUUGUUUACAGCCUGUGUUUCUGUACUCUUACCCCUUUCUUUUCUUUCUGUCCCUAACCAGGUUUCCCUGAUUUUCCAGGGAGUCCUAAGCAAUGGAAGUGCUGCAGUGCGAUGGCUGUGAUUUCCGUGCAGAGUCGAAUGAUGAGCUCAAGGCGCACAUACAAGACGUCCACACGGCCUUCCUGCAGCCCACAGAAGUAGGAGAAGGUGACGAUUCACCCAGACGGUCCAGGUCAAACUCGUUAAACUCCCUCAGCCAAACAGAGGACGAGGAAGACUUGAGCAAUCACAAUUACGACUCGUUGAAAAAGGAAGCAGGUGUUAAACUCUUUAACAAAAACCUUGGGCACAUCUCCGGUUCAAAGAAAGUGAAACGCAUCCAGUCAGCAAAACCUUCAAACAAAACGUCAACUCCAUUUUUCCAGUGCAAGUUCUGUGUGCGGUACUUCAGAUCCAGCUCUCUUCUCAGUGAACACACCAGGAAGGUCCAUGGAGAAGCAAGCGAUGAGAGAUCCCUCAAAACUUAUGAUGGUGUAGGAACGGUCUUUUCCUGCCAGUAUUGCACUUAUAAAUCCCCACACAGAGCACGGAUUCUGAAACACCAAAAAAUGCAUCACAAAGAAGGUCUACCAGGCCACUCGGCUCCUCCUGUUGGAGCAGAGGUUUUGGAUUUGCACUCUGAUGCCUCCUCCGUUGAAGAACAAUGUGAAGAGUCGCCAGAGGAUGUAGAACGUAAUGUGCUGGAAUCUAUGAUCAAACCCCAGUCAAGAGGAGGCUUUGACUGUGAGUGGUGUGGAUUUCAGACAUCGCAACGGCAGCAGUUAGCCGAUCACAUGAUGAAGAAACACCGUAACAUGGUGAAGAUCAUGGUAUCCUUGCAACAGCCCAAAAUUCAGGACGGAAGUGCGGGAUCCAGCAAGUCUGAUUCUGCUUCAUCCAGGAGAAGCACUCCAACCUCCAAUUUGAACCUGAACGAUCUAGCGUGCAAUGAAGGUUCCUCCGCAAAUGCCUCGUCAAUCAAAGGAUCCUCUGGCAAUGCAUCACUCAAGGCCACUUCAGGGAUAUCAAGUUUUCAGUACUCACAGCUCACAGCAAAAAUACCCAACAGCACAGGAUCUUCCAUACUGUCAGAGAGAUCGACUUUCACCAUGUCAGAUAUGUCAAGGUCUGGCAUGGAUCUAGAUGCCAGCAUGCUGAAUGAUUCCAGAAGCAGUUCAGAUGAUGAACUCUGUGACUUGGAUGAUCCCAGCUACACGGAGUCAGCUGAGGAUUCUACUAAGCUGCUUCUGUCAGAAGAGGAUAAUGACCUGCUGGAAACUAAAGGAGUUCCAUUCAAAAGACACAUGAACAGGUUCCAGUGCCCUUUCUGCUCCUUCUUGACCAUGCACCGACGUAGUAUUUCUCGUCACAUAGAGAACAUACACUUAUCUGGCAAAGCUACGGUGUAUAAAUGUGACAAGUGCCCCUUUCUUUGCACCAACCCUCUAAAACUUGACACGCACAAACAAUGUCACGGUGGGUCUUCUGAAUGGAACACUAUGGACUUAACCAGCGAAAGUGUAGAUGGUCCGGCUGAACGCUCCGUGCCAGUAAACGGAGGAAAUGGCAGCUCUAAAAUCAACGGGAAAAAAUCCAGCACAGUCGAGGAACAGCAGGGUCCUCAUCGGUGCUCACUGUGUAACUUUUCCACCAUCACACUGAAAGGUCUACGUGUCCACCAGCAACACAAACACUCAUACUGUGAUGGAACACAAGUCACAGGUCAAGAGGGCUCGUCCAAUGAGCAGCAAGAUUCUGAAUCCGAAUCCUACAGCUCCUCGAGCUUUGUUCAGAAAACUCAGACCUCAAUCCUUGGAUUUUCAACCAAGAAGCAUCUUAUUGGGAAGACAGCAAGAAAGUCCAUCAACGAUUUACCCUUGGAUCUCUCUCCUGUCAAAAAACGGACAAGGAUUGAUGAAAUCGCAAACAAUCUCCAGAGCAAGAUUAGUCAAAGCCAACAGCACGAAGAUGUGAUUAACCUUGAGGAGAUGGACGACGAUGUGGAGGAGAAUGGGAAUCACAUCGAUUUAGAAACAAGCAAAGAGAGAGAAUCCUCUGAUGCUCGAAGUCAGCACUACACCUUCAACACUCAGCACCUUCAUGUUAGAAAUUCUGGAAGUGUUCAGACGGAGCGUGGUGUUGGGAAAAGAAAACGCAAUCUGCAGUCCAAACUUGGAUCAAGAAACAUUCCUGUUCAAGUAACCAUUUCUGAUGAUGAAGACAAUUACAGUGCCUCCUUGGAAUCUAAAGAUGCCCAAGAUCAAAGCAGUCAAGAUAGCAGAGAGACAUAUCAAGACAACCCUGAGUACAAUACUGAAGAACCUGGGAACCUGUUCUACUGCAAACAUUGUGAGUACCAGAACAAGUCUGCUCGCAGUGUUAGCACACACUACCAGAGGAUGCACCCUUAUAUCAAGUUUAGCUUCAGAUACAUCCUGGACCCAGAGGAUCAGAGCGCAGUCUUCCGUUGUCUCGAGUGCUUCAUUGAAUAUAACAACUUUAAUGAUCUGCACCAGCACUAUAUGACACACCAUCCAGAAGCAAGCAACGUUUUGAACUUUAACCAGCCAGAUCUGGUGUACAUGUGCCGUUUCUGUUCCUACACAAGUCCAAAUGUGCGGAGCCUGAUGCCCCAUUAUCAAAGAAUGCACCCUUCAGUGAAGAUCAACAAUGCCAUGAUUUUCUCCAGCUACAUGGUCGAUCAGCCUCAUAAGGGUGCUGCUGAAUCCCAAACACUGAGGGAAAUCUUGAAUUCUGGGCCCAAGAGUUUCAGAUCCUCCUCAUCUGGGUCCAGAUCAUCAUCCAGUCCAGCUAUCAAAAGCGUCUGCAAAACGCCAGAAGCAAACACUGAGGCUGAAGCUUUUCGAGAAAGUCUGGGUGGUAAUGUGGUGGUUUACGACUGUGAUGUCUGUUCUUUCUCAAGUCCCAACAUGCACUCAGUAUUGGUCCACUAUCAGAAAAAACACCCUGAGCAAAAGGCCUCCUACUUCCGCAUACAGAAGACCAUGCGGGUCAUAUCUGUUGACCAAGCACAGUUGUCAAACAAUUCAACCUACAGCCUGACGAGCACCCCCAAGUCUUCAAAUGUCAUCUUGCCUGUGGCUCUGGAUGAAGAUGUUUACUACUGCAAACACUGCGUCUACAACAACCGCUCCGUAGUGGGCGUUCUGGUCCACUAUCAAAAGCGACAUCCCGAGAUUAAGGUGACGGCAAAGUACAUAAAGCAGGCACCCCCAACUCCGGGACUGCUGAAACUCAUGGAUGAGUUACAGAUCGCACCUCCUAAACAGUUUCUGAAGCAAUUCAACAACAACGGGACUGAAGGGUCAGGUAAUUCCAACACUAAAGGAGCAUCUGACAAAGGGGAACCUGAAAUGCUGUUCUUCUGCCAACACUGCGACUAUGGGAACCGCACUGUGAAGGGGGUCUUGAUUCACUACCAGAAGAAGCACAGGGACGUGAAAGCCAAUGCCGACCUCGUCCGUAGACACACGGCUGUGGUCCGGAGUCAGAGAGAACGAGCGCAGAUGAUCCAAGCGGGAAGUUCCACGUCCACUGCAACUGUAGCUACUGAAGCAGAGAAAUCCAGGUCGUUGCGAUCUUUGAAGUGUAGACACUGUGCAUACACAUCUCCUUAUGUGUAUGCCUUGAAGAAGCAUUUGAAGAAGGAUCAUCCUACUGUGAAGGCCACGCAGGAAGCAGCGGAGAUGCCUGUUGCCGUUCCCGUGGACGGAAUCACCAACGGCGAUGUGGAGGAUGUGGUUGCCAUGGACGCUGACCCAUUGGAGACUGGUGCAUCACCGGCUGACGUCACCAUGGAGACGGAGGAGCCGGUGGCCGUGGAAACGGAGCCGAUGGUUGGCGCGCUGGAGCCGGAGAAGGAGCGUGUGGUACCCGGGCAUCCGUGCAGCAUGUGCAAUCGUAUGUUCAUGUCCAUGCAGGGCCUGCGCUCUCACGAGAGGAGCCACACGGCCGUAGCGCUCGUCAACAGAAACGACAAAUACAGCUGCCAGUACUGUCAGUUCGCCUCGCCGUUCAGACACAAUUUUUAUGAGAAUAGAGGACGGGAAGUGAUAGAGAUUGGGAAAUCAAACCUGUAUGGCCCACAUGAGCUUCAGAGCUACUUCACUGUGAUCUAUUCCAAGGAGGCCGAGAAACCUCCAUCUACGGAGGAGGUGGAAAUCGUUGAAGUUAAGGAUGAGGUGGAACCUGAAGGUGACGUGGACUGGCUCCCCUUUAAAUGCCUGAAAUGCUUCAAGCUUUCGUUCAGCGCGGCCGAGCUGCUCGUGGUGCAUUACAAUGACUGCCACGACAAGGAGCUCAAGCGGGAUUUCGUCACCAUUCCGAGCCCCGCAGAAGAUGGGAUGGAGCUCUACCAGUGCACCCACUGUGAAAUCAAAUUCUUGACUCUUCCAGAACUCUGCGUCCAUCUGAUAAACCACAAUGAGGAUUUCCAGAAAAGAGCCAUGAGGCUUGAACGAAGAAAACAGCUUCAAAGCAAGCAGAGGACGACAGAGCCGCCAGAAGCCAAACCGGAAAAUAAGGUGGAUGGCACCCCCGAUAAGACUCCCAUCGGCUACAGGUGCAACUUCUGCGUGGAGGUCCACUCCACCCUCCGGGCCAUCUGCAACCACCUGAGAAAGCAUGUGCAGUACGGGGAGGCCAAGGAGGGACACGUGAAGCAGGAAGCAGCGGAGAUGCCUGUUGCCGUUCCCGUGGACGGAAUCACCAACGGCGAUGUGGAGGAUGUGGUUGCCAUGGACGCUGACCCAUUGGAGACUGGUGCAUCACCGGCUGACGUCACCAUGGAGACGGAGGAGCCGGUGGCCGUGGAAACGGAGCCGAUGGUUGGCGCGCUGGAGCCGGAGAAGGAGCGUGUGGUACCCGGGCAUCCGUGCAGCAUGUGCAAUCGUAUGUUCAUGUCCAUGCAGGGCCUGCGCUCUCACGAGAGGAGCCACACGGCCGUAGCGCUCGUCAACAGAAACGACAAAUACAGCUGCCAGUACUGUCAGUUCGCCUCGCCGUUCAGACACAAUCUGGACCGUCACGUCCAGUCACACCACGGACAUCAGAAGCCCUUCCGCUGUAAGUUCUGUCCCUUUAAAUCCUCCUACCUGAGCCGCCUCAAGAGCCACCUGCACAAAGCACACGCAGGUGAGACGCUACAUACACGCACACACAUAACGCUGAUGUCUCUCGCUGCUGUCGUCUCAGCGUCUGCGGGGUAUCUGGAGCCAGCAGAUGUUCAGCAGCAGUUGAGUCACUUCCAGCUGGCGUCUCGGGUCCAGGCCGAUGUUUCCUCCAGUCCGCCGCCGCCGCUCGAGAGUCCCGUUCCUCAGGCCCGGCCCGACUCCAUCCUCACCUGUGAGUUCUGCGAGUUCAGCUCCGGCUACAUGCAGAGUCUGCGCAGACAUUACCGCGACCGGCACGGAGGAAAGAAGCUCUUCAAAUGCAAGGACUGCUCCUUCUUCACCUGCUACAAGUCCACGUUCACGCUGCAUGUGGAGGCCGGUCACACCAGCGGCCCCGAGGAGACGCCCAAAGAUCUGCGCUGCCCCUUCUGUCUGUACCACACCAAACACAAGAGCAGCAUGAUCGACCACAUCGUCCUGCACAGAGAGGAGCGCGUGGUCCCGCUGGAGGUGUCUCGCUCGAAGCUGUCUCGUCAUCUGGAGGGCCUGGUGUUCCGCUGUCACAAAUGCACCUUCACCUGCUCCAGCGAGCCGAACCUGCAGCAGCACAUCCAGAAGCACGAGGAGCUGAAGCCCUACCAGUGUCAGCUCUGCUACUACGACAGCAAACUCCUGCACGAGCUGGAGACCCACCUGCGCCAGGAGCACAAGGUGAUCCGUAACUUUGAGCUGGUGGGGCGGGUGAACCUGGACCAGCUGGAGAUGAAGGACAAGACGAAGGACGUGAGCAGCAGCGAGGAGGAGGAGGAGGAGGAGGAGGAGAAAGGAGAAGAUGAGACCGUAGAGGAGGCAGACGAAGAGGAGGAGGAAGAGCUGAUGGAGGAUGAAGAGGAGGAGAAGCUUCCGGAGAGCAGACAGGAGACGACGAGCAGCCAGACCGAGGUGACAGGUAACGGUCUUCAUGUUCCAGAGAAACUCCAAAUACGCUUCGCAGAAGAAAUCCAGGAAAUCCCUAUCGCUUAUUCCGAUCAAUGUUACGUGUUUUGUGUUUUCAGGACUGUUAACGGCAGCAAGAACGACGGCAGUCCUGUGCCCUCGUCAGCGCUGCCUCUGAUUGGUCCAGCAGCUGUGAGUGACAGAGGGCUGGACCUAUCCAGUAACACUGUGGAUCAGUCUGACCAAUCCAAGUGUCCGAUUCAGACCGAGGAAGACAAAGAGACGCAGGAGACCAAAAACGAUCCUUAGGAGCAAAACGAAAGCUGUAGAGAAUGUCAUGCGUGCCGUUGUUUCGUCUGUCUGUUCACCGUUUGUUUUGUUGCAGAACAACAUCGGCUGCUUCUUGAGUAUUUGGUUUAAAAAGCUAGAUUUGUGGAAUGUGACGA